Messenger RNA from Mycena indigotica, 432 nucleotides. RefSeq names its product Mitochondrial 54S ribosomal protein. Gene Ontology annotation, molecular function: structural constituent of ribosome. Gene Ontology annotation, biological process: translation. Bases 1 to 432 code for a protein of 143 amino acids. The record is from RefSeq and is a predicted model, not a curated record. NCBI's taxonomy places the organism in Eukaryota, Fungi, Basidiomycota, Agaricomycetes, Agaricales, Mycenaceae. Gene Ontology annotation, cellular component: mitochondrial large ribosomal subunit; ribosome. The transcript has 4 exons.
AUGUCUUUCCUGACUCGUUGCCUUGAUGCAAUAACUCACAGUCCUUUCUCUGCGCUUGGCGCGGUGCGAAACGCUACUAAACGUGCUGGCGGUACGGUGCAUAACCAUGGGGGUUCACCAGGCAAGCGUUUAGGUGUCAAAAAAUUCUCGGAUCAGUAUGUUGUCCCGGGCAACAUCAUCGUGCGUCAGCGGGGAACACUCUUCCACCCAGGGCCUCAUGUUAAGAUGGGUCGCGACCAUACUAUAUACGCCAUCACACCAGGAUUUGUGCGCUUCUACAAGGAGAAAUGGAUGCGUGGAGAACGGAGAUUCGUUGGACUGGUAUUGGAUCGGGGAGAGGUUUUGCCUCGAGACGAGUCGGCUAGAGGGCGGAGUCGCUACUGUGGAUUGGUGAACCUUAGAGAAACACCACAACCAAUGCAAUCCGCUUAA